This is a messenger RNA of Peromyscus leucopus (white-footed mouse), 1004 nucleotides long. RefSeq names its product arginine vasopressin induced 1 (gene Avpi1). The transcript has 3 exons. The record is from RefSeq and is a predicted model, not a curated record. NCBI's taxonomy places the organism in Eukaryota, Metazoa, Chordata, Mammalia, Rodentia, Cricetidae. The coding region runs from base 189 to 614 and encodes 141 amino acids.
CGGGGUCUCCGCGUUCGAUUUGGGAAGGUUGGUUUAGCUGCUCGCUGCAAGGCUGUGGCCGAGGAUUGGCUGUUGAGGGGCUCAGCGCACUUUCUCCGGAGAACUGUGGCUGCGAUCCAGGUGGCCCGGCCAGGCUCCGGGCUGCGUUCUGCCCGCUUCGGGCAGCCAAGGCAACCAGAGCACCCGAGAUGGGGACCCCGGCCUCUGUGGUGAGUGAGCCACCCCUGUGGCAGGUUUCAACUGAGGCCCGGGGCCGCAAGCAGGCCUCUGCCAACAUCUUCCAGGACGCCGAGCUGGUACAGAUCCAGGGCCUGUUCCAGCACAGUGGGGACCAGCUGGCUGAAGAGCGGGCCCAGAUCAUUUGGGAAUGUGCAGGGGAUCACCGUGUGGCUGAGGCCCUGAGGAGGCUGCGCAGGAAAAGGCCCCCGAGGCAGAACCACUGCAGCCGGCUGAGAGCACCAGAGUCUGGAUCUACAGCGGCCGACUCACAGGACGGCACCACUGAUGAGGCCUCUGGCGAGCAGAUUGGGAACUCCCGGAGGACAAGUGCCAGAGUCCACCGAAACUGGAAUAAGCCGGGUCCCACAGGUUACCUCCACCAGAUCAGACACUGACCCAGUGAAGGGGUGGGGAGGUCCUCCCCAGAUACUGCAGGGACUUUUGCUAAAAGGCUUAUGGAGCUGCAAGGAGGAGGCCUGAGCAGGGCCCUGUCUGGGCGAUGAAAGCAGUAGUAAGAAGGUUGUCCUCAGUUCAGAUGGGAACCAGCAUUCACUGGACUCUGCCCUGUGUGGAACCUGUUCUUACCAAGCACGGUGACGCCUCAGAUCUCACAGCAGAACUGGGCUGCAGGGCGUUCCCCUGGGGUAAAAGUAAUGUGCCUCAGACGCAGCAUCUCACCGUUCCUGCCACCAACUGCCAGUGGCUGUCACCGUGCAGCAGCCAGCUGCCCACACCCUUGUGCCACAGGCCAGUGCAAAGAGAAAAUAAAACCAUUUACAUCAACA